Molecule: messenger RNA, 906 nt
Organism: Camellia sinensis
Lineage: Eukaryota; Viridiplantae; Streptophyta; Magnoliopsida; Ericales; Theaceae
Source: RefSeq, a predicted model, not a curated record
AUGUACAACAAUUUCAAAGGUCAAUUUAAGGUUAGGGUAUUGAAGGAUUUGCUAUGGAAGGCAAUCGGGGUCAGCAUUGUUGGUGUAUUCACCAAAGUUAUGGAAGAAAUGAAAGGAGUUGAUAAACAAGCAUACAAUUGGUUGGCUAAAAGAGCACCAAUUCAUUGGAGUAUAAGUCACUUUCACAGUUUCCCCAAGUGUGACAUUUUAUUGAAUAAUCUUUGUGAGUGUUUCAAUGCAUGCAUAUUGCAGGCUAGGGAUCAACCUAUGCUAUCCAUGUUAGAGAAGAUAAGAGUUUUGUUGAUGGAAACAGUUCAAAAAAGUAAUGAAGUAAUGAAAAGGUACAACAAAAGUGAUAUAUGUCCUAAGAUUCAGAAGAUUUGGGAAAAUGUAAAGAUGAGUGCAGCUGGAUGGAUUCCUAUAUGGAAUUGGGGUUCCCAAUAUGAAGUUGUUGGCCCAUAUGGUGAGCAAUAUAAGGUGGACUUGAAAGAAUGGACUUGUGGAUGUAGGAAAUGGGAUCUGUCAGGCUUUCUUUGUGUCCAUGUUGUGGCUGCUGCAAACUAUAUGGAUGAAGAACCAGAAAAGUAUGUGCAUCAUUACUAUAAAGCUGAAACCUACCUGAGGAUUUAUGAGAACAUGUUGACUCCAAUCAAUGGUAGACAAAUGUGGCCAAUAACUCAAUAUGGUAAAGUGCUACCACCUGAUGUGAUGAAGAGAGCUGGGAGGCCAAGACUGAAUAAGAGGACGGACACAGAUGUCCCAAUUGAUGUAACUGAUUCAAGUAAGCUGGGAAGGAGGGGAACUCAGAUGACAUGCAAGAAUUGUGGCAAGUUGGGACACAACAAGAGGACAUGCAAAGUCAAAGGCCAAUUCACCUACCUGAAAGAUCCUGUGAGUUCUAGUUAA